GACGAGAUUUUCCAGCCCAGUUUAGCAGUGCCGCCACUACGUAUGCUUCGGGGUUUAUAAACCCGAUGAGGUGCUGAUUUGAUUUCUUUCGUCGUUUUUGAUUUUGCUCGAGAGCGAACAAGGUGAAAAGGUUUAUAGUUGCUUCUGGAUUCCAAACGUUCAGUGUGUCUGAAAACAGUGAUCGCGUGAUAGAUAUUGUUUUUGUGGUUAGUUCGCGGCUAUCAGCGAUUGUCUUACAGUAGAGCUGUUCCUCGUCCGUCUUCACCUGUUGUUACAGUUCAACAACUACGAUGGUGGAUAAAUGCUUCAUCACCAUUCCAACCAAGCCGACGAUAGAAGCGGAGCUGAAAAAACCUCUAUCUAAUGCCAUAACAGCAGUGUAUUCUGGCGAGAGUAUCCAGGAUAUAAACCAGUCCUUGGAUGAACUGGAUAAACUGAGGAAAAAUGCUGUGUGUCGCAUUCUGGACCGCCAUGAGUCAUCCCUUGAAAUCUUGUACAAGUAUUAUGAUCAGUUACAUUCACUGGAGAUGAAACUCCCAUCAGCGGAGCAUCAGAUACCCUUUAAGUGGAAGGAUGCGUUCGAUAAGGGAGGAUUGUUUGUCGGCCGGAUGUCGCUGACUCAGGCGUCUCUGGGAUUUGAAAAAAUCUGUGUUAUGUUCAACAUCGGAGCCAUGUUGAGUCAGAUUGGGGCGAAUCAAAAUGUGGAAUUCGAUGACGGUCUUAAAACUGCCACCAAAUAUUUCCAGCAGGCGGCUGGAGUAUUCAACUACGUGAAAGAUCAUGUGUUGGCUGCCAUUCAGCAGGAUCCCACUCCAGAUCUGUACCCAGAUUGCCUGAGUGCUUUGAUCACUCUAAUGACCGCUCAAGCACAAGAAGUCCUGUUCAUGAAGGCCACUAAAGAGAAGAUGAAGGAUGGUGUAAUUGCCAAGGUCGCGGCACAGACAGAGGAUUAUUAUGCCGAUGCCAUGAAACUGAUGCAACGGGAAAGCAUUCGUAUGUGCUGGGAGAAGGACUGGUUGAACAUUAUCGCUUGCAAACAAGCUGGAUAUCACGCCAUUGCCGAGUAUUAUCAGGCUCUGGUCCACAAAGCCAACAAGGAAGUCGGCGAGGAGGUAGCACGUUUGAAACAAGCGCUGGAAUUGAUUCAAUAUGCACGGAAGAAGUACGACACACCGGCUUUUCCCUUUAAGUACGCUGAAACAAUCAUUCAGCGGGAUUACGAUGCGGCGCGCAAGGAUAACGAUUUCAUUUACCAUGCACGUGUUCCUGAUAUGAAAAGCCUGCAGCCGAUUGGCCGUGCUCCACUGGCGAAACCAAUUCUUCCUUCUUUUCCGCUUUCAGAUAAAUUUGUUGAUUUAUUUGGCGCUUUGGUGCCAGUGGCAAUUCAGCAAGCUACUACCGCACAUAACACGCGAAAGCAGGAGCUGGUUAACCGCGAAGUGGCUAACUUGCGCGAACAAACGCAGUUGAUGAAUGCUUUGUUGGCUUCGUUGAACUUGCCGGCUGCGUUGGAGGACUCUUCAGGUGUUGAUGUACCCGAAAGUGUUCGUCAGAAGGCGGCUAAUAUCAAACAAGAAGGCGGAUUGGAUACACUAAAGGCCACCAUGAACUCUUUACCUGAUAUGCUGCAGCGUAACAAGGAUAUACUAAAUGAGUGUGAUCGUCUUCUGCAAGAGGAACUGACUUCCGAUGAACAGCUCAAAUCGCAGUUUGGUCAACGUUGGAAUCGAAUGCCAUCGAGCCAGUUGAGUGAACCACUGCGAACGGAAUCAGCCAAGUAUCGCGCCAUCGUUUCCAAUGCGGAGAAAGCCGAUGCCAUUGUGCGAGACAAAUUUCAAAAGCACGAACGCGCCAUGUACUUGUUGAGUUGCUCAGAUCAAGAGCUGGUGCAGAAUGUUCCAUCGGCCAAUCCCGUUAAGGGCCUGCUGAGUAGCCCGGUGGUCAGUAAACUGCGCCUAUUGUUGGACACUGUCGAUGCUAUUAAAUUGACGCGGGAGAAUGCGGAGAACGAUCUAAAGGCUGCUGUUGUUGAAAUCAAACCACGUCUUCUUCAAGAGCCCAGUAUGCCGGCAGAUGCCGUAUAUGCUUUGUCGGUGGAGGAGUUGAACCGUGUCCUGGGGCCUAUUCAAAAGAGCAUCCACGAGACCUUCACCCUACAGCAGACAAUAAUGCCGGAAAUACAACAACUGAAUGCUGAAUUCUGUCAACAGAAGAGCGCCAACAAAAGCGCUGAACAGCGCGAGACCGUACUCAAGGACCUGGCUGCCGCUUACGAUGCAUUUAUGGAGUUGAAGGCCAACCUGAAUGAAGGAGCCAAAUUUUACGGUGACUUGACCGAAUUGUUGCUGAAAUUCCAAAGCAAGAUUGGUGAUUUCUGCUUUGCGCGGAAUGCCGAGAAAGAGGAACUGCUGCGGGCAGUGCAGGCUAAUAUCAUCAACAAGCCCACAAGUGAUUCAGGCGUUCCUAAAGCGCCAUCGUUCCAUGAAGGGGACGGAGGUCAGCCAAAAACUGCUCCACCGCCACGACCUCCUCCGCCCAGCAGCGGCCCCGGCGCCUCGGCUCCUGGCCAGCCCACUAAUCCACCACCAAACGCCACAAGCUCACCUCCCUCAUAUCCACCUCAUCAGGGCGGUAUGCCGCCAGGCUAUCCGCCACAGAACUAUCCCAAUCAGGGUUACAAUCCCUACGCCGGGGCUCCUGGAGCGCCCUAUCCGGCUUUUGGCGCGUAUAAUCCGCCUUCUUUCAAUCCGAAUAUGGCGUAUAAUAUGACGUAUCCGGGAGCGGGCGGACAGGCCUAUCCUUAUCCACCGGCGCCGGCGUAUCCUUACCAAAACCCUUAUCCACCGGGUUACCCCCCGGCCCAACCGGGAAUGGAACACUGGCAGCAAGGUCAGCAGCAGGGAGGAUACCGGCCAUCGUGAGAUGCUGAUAAUGGAUCAUUUUUUCUUGGUGUUUAUGGGGAGGAUGGGUUGGAUUUUGGUUAUAUAUUCCAGUACUGUUUGUUUGGUUUGACUGGCGGCGCGGUUUGGUUUAUUUUUUUAGUUCGCUUCGUUUCCUUUUUAAUUAGCGGUGCUAAAUAGUUAUUCAGAGUGGAUUUUUAAGCUAAUUAUUGUUAACCGUUCGUCGUAACUAAUGUUUUAAUCGUUUGCCAUAAUUUUGAAUUUUGAAUGCUUUUUCGUGAUUCACUUCACAUAUUGUUGCUCUUAUUGUCUAGUUACCGUUAUUUAACUCAGCAUGGAAAAUUGCAGACUAGAUUUAUAGCGCUUGAAUGUAUGCGUAUAAUUACAGAUUACAGCCGACCACCGAUGGCGAAUGAGCUAACCCGAUAAAAUUGUGAUAAU
Messenger RNA from Paramacrobiotus metropolitanus, 3341 nucleotides. RefSeq names its product programmed cell death 6-interacting protein-like. The transcript is spliced from 12 exons. Gene Ontology annotation, cellular component: endosome. Gene Ontology annotation, molecular function: protein binding. The record is from RefSeq and is a predicted model, not a curated record. Gene Ontology annotation, biological process: mitotic cytokinesis. Bases 291 to 2921 code for a protein of 876 amino acids. Lineage: Eukaryota; Metazoa; Tardigrada; Eutardigrada; Parachela; Macrobiotidae.